CUUUGACAGGAGGGACGGAGCACCUGUAACUGAGGCGGUGCAUCUCAUCCUUUCCCUCGAAUGUAAACAUAUCUACCUGUCUGCAGAAAGUCUCUCCGCCCGUCACACUGGGAUCUACGGAGGCAAGUGGGGUGCCAGUGUCGGCCAUGAAGCUGGUCAACAGAGGAGGAGGAGGAGGAGGCGGUGGAGGAGGAGGAGCAGGUGCAGUUGGAGGAGAGAAGUCAGCGUUUUCCUUCAAGAAGUGCUCUCCCUUCCAGUUUGUGAAGAGGAAGGUGCGAAGAUGGAUGAGGAAUCCCAAGGUGAGCGUGGAGAAGGUCCAGGGCAAAGGUCUCAUCUGCCCAAAGUGUCCCUUCUCUGACGAGCUGUGUUACACACACUUCCCCUCGCCGUACGCCUGUUGCCACUACGCCGGCUUGCACUGCGCCAACCGCUACCAUGCCGAGCCGCCAUUGCCGUGUUCCACCAUGAGAGAACAAGCCAAGAGUCCGGACAAGAGCAAAGGCUGCAAGGUCAGGAAGUGGAAGAUGCUUUCUCGCCAGAUGAAGGAGUGUGAGCCGGAUGUCCGCCUGGGUUGCUGUCAGUCUUGGGGGAAUCACUGCUCGCCCUUCCUGGCCAGCCCAGUCAUUGUGGAGUGCUCCAUAUGUAGUGGCCCUUACAUCAGCUACGCCCUGGAGGACACCUGGCAGCCACGCCAGCGCACACAGGCCAUGGACCUUUACUACCACAAUGAGUCAGACCCGGACAGCUACUGUUGCCCUGGCGACAACGCGUUCAUGAAACAGAGGAAGAUGGGAUUGAACGACUUCAUCCAGAGGCUCGCUACUAACUCAUACGCCUGCAAACAUCCUGAAGUGCAGUCCAUCCUCAACCUGAGUCCCCCACAGGAUGCUGAGCUGAUGAACGCCAACCCUUCUCCUCCUCCCAGCCCGACCCAGCAGAUCAACUUGGGCCCUUCAUCUAACCCCUCGGCCAAACCCUGCGACUUCCACUUCCUCAAGGUCAUUGGCAAGGGCAGCUUCGGCAAGGUGCUGCUCGCUCGCCAUCGCGCCGACGACCAGUUUUACGCUGUCAAGGUCCUGCAGAAAAAGGCCAUCCUCAAGAAGAAGGAGGAGAAGCACAUCAUGUCGGAGAGGAAUGUGCUGCUGAAGAAUGUCAAGCAUCCUUUCUUGGUGGGGCUGCACUACUCCUUCCAGACGGCCGACAAGCUCUACUUCAUCCUGGACUACAUCAACGGAGGCGAGCUCUUCUACCACCUGCAGCGAGAGCGUUGCUUCCUGGAGCCCAGAGCGCGCUUCUACGCCGCCGAGAUCGCCAGCGCGCUGGGCUACCUGCACUCCCUCAACAUCGUCUACCGGGACCUGAAGCCCGAGAACAUCCUGCUGGACUCGCAGGGUCACAUCAUCCUCACGGACUUCGGCCUGUGCAAGGAGAACAUCGAGCCCAACGGCACCACGUCCACAUUCUGCGGCACGCCGGAGUAUUUAGCUCCUGAGGUCCUCCACAAGCAACCGUACGACCGCACGGUGGAUUGGUGGUGUUUAGGAGCCGUUCUCUACGAGAUGCUCUACGGCCUGCCUCCCUUCUACAGCCGCAACACGGCAGAGAUGUACGACAACAUCCUGAACAAACCCCUGCAGCUGAAGCCCAACAUCUCCAACGCGGCCAGACACCUGCUGGAGGGUCUGCUGCAGAAGGACAGAACUAAGCGACUGGGCUGCACCAACGACUUUACUGAAAUCAAGAACCACAUUUUCUUCUCGCCCAUCAACUGGGACGAGCUCAACGCCAAGAAGAUCACACCUCCCUUCAACCCCAACGUGACGGGCCCCAAUGACCUGCGACACUUUGACCCCGAGUUCACAGACGAGCCGGUGCCCAGCUCCAUCGGCUGCUCGCCAGACAGCGCCCUGGUGACGGCCAGCAUCAAGGAGGCCGCAGAGGCCUUUGUAGGCUUCUCCUACGCCCCCUCCAUGGACUCUUACCUAUAGGACUACAACACCUGAACUCAGGAUGGAUAUUUUGUUUCUUAGUGUGUAAAUAUUCCAGCGUCUACACCCUGCUGUCCAAGGUGGAACUUUAUAUUCCGUUACACGCACAAAUACCGAACAAGUCGAUCCCUUUCAGGCAGCGGCACGUGAAGUCACUAAGUACGUACUCCUUCAAACCAUCUUCAUCCUGGUCCCAACUUCAUUUUGGUGCUUUCUGUUUUCAUGAAAAGGGAGUCGACUCAAUGUUACAGAGCGGAUAUUUUGGUUUGCCCUCCUCAAGGUGCCUUUUUGUUCUGCCAUCCGCAGCCUCGGCGCCUCACGCCAGUCACUCCCUCCCGCCCCAACUUUUCAGACUGCAGGUGGGGGGAGACGCCACCAGAGGACACUGUAGAUCAGAGACUCACCAGACGUCAAUUGCACGCAGAACAGAAAUAAUGCUGAUAGCCAGAGAGACUUGCUGCUACUCGUCAUAGGAAGUGUUGCCAAUAGCGCCCCCUGAUGUUUUACUUUUUUUUUUUUCCUGUUUGUCCCCCCCCCCCACCCCCGGGCUAUCUCCCUCAAGUGGAACAUUCCAUUUUAAUAUUGCUGUUGAAUACUAUUUAAGUUUGUAUAGUUUGUGUACUAGUUGUAAUGUAUAUUGAUGUAAAGACAACUAAAAAAGUAUACGUACUGUAGAUAUAGAAAUUAAUGUUUCAAUGUACUGUAAAUUGUAAAAUUGUUUCAAGAUUUACGUGAGCCUGGCUGGUUUGCAAUAAAAGUUUAAACUUUCUACUACA
This is a messenger RNA of Nerophis lumbriciformis (worm pipefish), 2764 nucleotides long. It is a transcript of the gene sgk1, whose product is annotated as serum/glucocorticoid regulated kinase 1. Gene Ontology annotation, biological process: protein phosphorylation. Lineage: Eukaryota; Metazoa; Chordata; Actinopteri; Syngnathiformes; Syngnathidae. The record is from RefSeq and is a predicted model, not a curated record. Gene Ontology annotation, molecular function: ATP binding; protein serine/threonine kinase activity.